This is a messenger RNA of Aspergillus chevalieri, 1008 nucleotides long. RefSeq lists its product as uncharacterized. The transcript has a single exon. The record is from RefSeq and is a predicted model, not a curated record. Gene Ontology annotation, molecular function: transmembrane transporter activity. Gene Ontology annotation, cellular component: membrane. Gene Ontology annotation, biological process: transmembrane transport. The coding region runs from base 1 to 1008 and encodes 335 amino acids. Lineage: Eukaryota; Fungi; Ascomycota; Eurotiomycetes; Eurotiales; Aspergillaceae.
AUGAGUAUCUUCUACAGCGGCUCCCUUCUCUCCGGUGCCUUUGGAAACCUAAUCGCGGCCGGUAUCCUCGACGGUCUGGCAGGUAAACGCGGGCUGUCAUCGUGGCAAUGGUUGUACAUCAUCGAGGGCGCCAUCACAAUGUUCAUCGGUUUGGUGAUCAUGGUCAUGCUACCUGAUUUCCCGGAUACAUGGCGCUUUCUUAACUCAGAAAUGAAGGCUGUCGCCAAUCGUCGGCUUGCCAUCGAGGCCGCAGAGGCCGAUGUUGAUGAGGGUGGCAAGCGCAGCCAGAUUAAGGGGCUCAAGCUUGCCUUUACUGAUAUCAAAACCUACGUGUUGGCCAUCGCCUAUAUGUCCAUGACUGGCGCCAGUGGGUUCCAAAACUACUUUCCCACGCUCACCAGCACCCUGAAAUACGACGAAACCAUCUCCCUUGUUCUCGUCGCGCCACCAUACCUGUUCAUGGUCGCAUAUAGUAUGGCCCAUGCAAGACUAUCGGACCAUUUUGCCAACCGGUUCUGGUUCUUCGUCUAUCCGAUUCCGAUCACCAUGGUCGGGUAUAUCAUCUUUAUGACCACUGAAAGCUUUGGACCUCGUUAUUUCUCCUUCUUCCUGAUGGUGUUUGUCUUUGCGCAAAACAGCACCAUCUACUCGUGGAUCGCCAACGCCAUCCCGCGACCGCCGGCCAAACGAGCGGCAGCAUACGCUUUUAUCAACUCGGUCGGAAACUCGGCUAGUAUCUGGACUCCGUACACCUACCGUGACCAGGACGAGCCAUUCUACCGGCCGGCCAUGGGCGUGUGUAUCGCGUUGCAGUGUGUUAGCGCGAUAAUGGCGUUGUUUAUGCAUUUCCACUUGCGGCAGUUGAACAAACGUCAGGAACGGCUGGAGGAUGAGGACGUGACUCUGACCGAUGCAGAGCUACAGCGACUGCAAAGGACAGCGGAGAUUGAAGGAAUUGAUAUCGCAGCUGCGCGUCAGUUGCAACGGGGAUUCCGCUACAUGAUUUAG